Oppia nitens is the source of this 3627-nucleotide messenger RNA. It is a transcript of the gene Iswi, whose product is annotated as chromatin-remodeling complex ATPase chain Iswi-like. Gene Ontology annotation, biological process: nucleosome organization; regulation of transcription by RNA polymerase II. Lineage: Eukaryota; Metazoa; Arthropoda; Arachnida; Sarcoptiformes; Oppiidae. The transcript is spliced from 2 exons. The coding region runs from base 321 to 3446 and encodes 1041 amino acids. Gene Ontology annotation, molecular function: ATP-dependent chromatin remodeler activity; ATP binding; DNA binding. The record is from RefSeq and is a predicted model, not a curated record. Gene Ontology annotation, cellular component: chromatin; nucleus.
UUAAAGCAUAGACUCAUUGAAUAAACAAUACAAUUGACAUGAUUUACAAUUAAUACAAUCAAUGGUUAAUCAUUACAUAAGAUAUGACAAUAUAUAUCAAAUGUGUGACCAAAUGGUGUGUCUCUUAACCGAAGAGUGUCUCUGUUUGGAUGCAAACAAAGCGUUGAGUAAUCAAUGAAUUGAUUUGUUAGUCAAAGCAAAGCACAGACUCACUGAGCGAUCGUUUCCCGGCUUUUAGACAUUCAAUUGGUUUCAUACUAUUUGUCACAUUAUUUGGUCCAACUUUAUCAACAACUCGUCUAAUAAAUACAUAUUACAAGAUGUCAAACAUUGAAGAAGAGACAGACAUGAAUGAGCCCAAUGAAGAAGUAGAAGAUGUCAACAACAAACAAGAGGAAGAGGAAGAAAUUGAUGAAUCAAAGAGUGCAACUCCUGCUGAGUCAGAGGUCGGUGAAAAUUUGGUUCAAUUGAUAUCAUCUCAAGACUUUAACGCUACUUUAACUGAAGACAGAUCUAAACGAUUUGAUUAUCUUCUGAAACAAACAGAAAUAUUUUCACAUUUUAUGACAUCUGGUGCACAUCCGACCACUCACUCUGCGGUACCCAAAGCCAAACCGGGUCGCAAACCAAAGAUUAAAUCACAGGAACCGGAAUCAGAAUCAUCACAAAAGCAGAAGUCAGGCGAUGUCGGCGAUCACAGACAUCGUAAGACCGAACAAGAAGAGGAUGAAGAGUUGUUAACCGCAUCCAAGAAAGCACUCAAUUUUUUUCGUUUUGAAGAGAGUCCCAGUUAUAUAAAAGGCGGUGAAAUGAGAGACUAUCAGGUCAGAGGUCUUAAUUGGAUGAUUAGUCUCUAUGAGAAUGGAAUCAAUGGUAUUCUGGCCGAUGAAAUGGGUUUAGGAAAGACAUUACAGACAAUCAGUUUAUUAGGUUAUAUGAAGAAUUACAAGAGUAUUCUCGGACCUCAUAUGGUGAUCGCACCGAAGUCUACACUCACUAAUUGGAUGAAUGAAGUAAAGCGUUGGUGUCCAUCACUUAAAGCUGUCUGUCUUAUUGGUGAUCAACAAAGCAGAGCAGCACUGGUUAGAGAUGUAUUAUUAGGGACACCAAAUGAAUGGGAUGUAUGUAUCACUUCUUAUGAGAUGAUCAUUCGUGAGAAAGCAGUACUCAAGAAGUUUAACUGGAGAUAUAUAGUGAUAGAUGAGGCGCAUCGCAUCAAAAACGAAAAGAGCAAACUCUCUGAGAUUAUUAGGGAAUUCAAGUCAACGAAUCGUCUAUUACUUACGGGAACUCCUCUUCAAAAUAAUUUACAUGAAUUGUGGGCUUUACUAAACUUUCUUCUUCCCGAUGUUUUUAAUUCAUCAGAAGAUUUUGAUUCUUGGUUUAACACUAAUAACUGUUUGAUUGGCGAUAAUUCUCUCGUCGAAAGAUUACAUGGAGUUCUUAGACCUUUUUUAUUACGACGUCUUAAAAGUGAUGUCGAAAAGAAAUUGAAGCCAAAAAAAGAAACGAAAAUUUAUCUCGGAUUAAGUCGUAUGCAAAGAGAAUGGUAUACAAAAAUUUUGAUGAAAGACAUUGAUAUUGUCAACGGCGCCGGAAAGAUGGAUAAAAUGCGUUUACUUAACAUUUUAAUGCAAUUAAGAAAGUGUGCGAAUCAUCCGUAUUUGUUUGAUGGCGCAGAACCCGGUCCUCCAUAUACUACAGAUAAGCAUUUGGUGGAAAACUCCGGUAAGAUGGUUAUUCUCGACAAACUAUUGAUGCGACUUCAAGAAGAAGACAGUCGAGUACUUAUAUUUAGUCAAAUGACGCGAAUGCUUGAUAUUUUGGAAGAUUAUUCAUUUUGGAGGGGAUAUAACUAUUGCCGAUUAGAUGGACAAACAUCUCAUGAAGAAAGAGAGCGUCAAAUUUAUGAGUUUAAUAAACCCGAUUCCGAGAAGUUUUUGUUUAUGUUAAGUACUAGAGCUGGAGGUUUAGGUAUCAAUUUGGCCACCGCUGAUGUUGUCAUACUAUACGAUUCAGAUUGGAAUCCUCAGGUGGAUCUUCAGGCACAAGACAGAGCUCACAGAAUCGGACAAAAGAAAGUGGUUCGAGUGUUUCGAUUAAUUACUGAUAAUACUGUCGAAGAAAGGAUUGUUGAGAGGGCAGAGAUGAAGCUUAAACUGGACACUGUUGUCAUACAACAGGGAAGACUUGUUGACAGUGCGGGCAAUAAACUUGGAAAAGACGAGAUGUUAGGAAUGAUUAGACACGGAGCUGACCAUAUAUUCGCAUCUAAAGACAGUGAAAUUACCGAAGAAGAUAUCGAAGCUAUACUCGAAAAUGGAGAGAAAAAGACUGAACAAAUAAAGAAGAAAUUGGACGAAAUGGGCGAAAGUAAUCUAAGAAACUUUACACUCGAUACGGGAGAGUCGAGUGUCUAUAAGUUUGAAGGAGAGGACUAUCGAGAAAAGCAGAAGUUGACACAAUUAGCAUGGAUUGAACCACCAAAACGUGAACGUAAAGCUAACUAUGCUGUUGACGCUUAUUUCAGAGAAGCUUUACGUGUUAGUGAACCGCGUGCUCCAAAAGCUCCUCGUCCUCCAAAACAACCAAAUGUUCAAGACUUUCAAUUUUUUCCGCCACGACUUUUUGAACUUCUUGAUAAAGAAAUCUAUUAUUUCCGUAAAACUGUUGGCUAUAAAGUUCCCAAAAAUCCAGAGUUAGGUAAUGAAGCGUCAAAAGUACAAAAAGAAGAACAGAGACUCAUUGAUGAAAGCGAAUCGCUUACUGAAGACGAAAUUACAGAAAAGGAGACACUAUUACAGGAGGGCUUUACCACUUGGACCAGACGUGACUUCAAUCAAUUCAUUAAAGCUAAUGAAAAAUAUGGCAGAGACGACAUGGACUCAAUUUCUAAAGAAGUGGAGGGAAAGACUGUGGAUGAAGUGAUUGAAUACGCAAAUGUCUUUUGGGACAGAUGUCAUGAAUUGACUGAUUGCGACAGAAUUAUGGCUCAAAUUGAAAAAGGAGAGCAAAGAAUUCAAAGACGUCAAGACAUCAAGAGUGCUCUCGACGCUAAAAUGUCUCGAUAUAGGGCUCCCUUUCAUCAGUUAAGGAUAGCCUACGGAACAAAUAAAGGCAAAAAUUAUACCGAAGAAGAGGACCGCUUCCUCGUCUGUAUGCUUCAUAAAUUGGGUUUUGAUAGAGAAAUGGUUUACGACGAACUAAAGUCUGGUAUUAGAGGUGCCUCUCAGUUCCGCUUUGAUUGGUUUAUCAAAAGUCGUACCGCUUCUGAACUUCAGAGACGAUGUAAUACUUUGAUUACACUAAUUGAAAGAGAAAAUCAAGAAUUGGAAGAAAAAGAGAGACAAACCAAGAAAAAGCCCGGACCUAAACCUGGACUAACCAGAGGACCCAAUAAGAGACCGGCGCCCGUAGAGACCGGCAAACGCAAGAAAAAAAGAUAAAACUGUUGAUGACAUGAAUCAGACUUACUUACAAUAAUUAGUUAAUCUCACAGAUAAUGCCAGUCUUUGUCACACAGUAUUGAAAUUCAUAUUUAUUUAUAAAUUAAGUAUUUAAAUGACAACUAUUUUUCUUGUUUGACAUUCAAAAAGACUUGUAAUGUUUUUCUAUAAAUAAAUUAUU